This is a messenger RNA of Suillus subalutaceus, 1598 nucleotides long. RefSeq lists its product as uncharacterized. Gene Ontology annotation, cellular component: mediator complex. The coding region runs from base 81 to 1256 and encodes 391 amino acids. The transcript is spliced from 4 exons. NCBI's taxonomy places the organism in Eukaryota, Fungi, Basidiomycota, Agaricomycetes, Boletales, Suillaceae. The record is from RefSeq and is a predicted model, not a curated record.
UUCUAUGUAAAGUUCUCAUUUACAUAAGUCACAGUACAAGUUAGCUCUGAUGAUCUGAACGUCUCACUCUCUAUUCAGCUAUGUCAGGAGACCCAGAGAUGGAGGUGGAUCAUACAACGCCUGCUGAAGCAAAAAUCACUGAAAUUGUUUCAAACCUUGGACCUAGCACCUAUGAUCGUAUCCAAACCCUGAGAGAUUUCCACAUUCGUCUUCAGUCCGUUCGCCAUGUACCUUCGUUACUUUUGAGGCAUCCGUCUGGAUCCUCACUAUCUCAUGAAGCCGAAUUCACUUCUCCAUUCGACCCAGCCGACCACGACUUUGCAGCUCCAUUCCACACUACCCCGACACAGGACUUCCGCACCCUAAAAAUCAUAGCCGAUGCCCUACGAUCUGAAAAACUACAAGAAGCGCUUAAGGUUGCCCGCGAGAGUGAAGAGGCCGAUAAGAGCGAUCUCUGCUUGUUCCAGAGAGAUAGUCGCAAACGGAAACGACCACUUUCUCCAGUCGGCUCGCCUCAGCCUUACAUACCUCCGCCACCGCGAGCUUCUUCAUUAUUCCCACCCAUUGAUGACGAGCUUCCAUGCUUGCGCGUCGAAGGGCUGGUAGAAUAUAUUCGAGAAUUUAAUAGAGGUGACAUAAAGUCGCCCCCCAGCCCAGGGACUAGUGAAUCUUUUCAGCCAAAAUGUAGACUAUACAUUUGGUCCAGGACACGCUCGCCAUAUCGUGACCGAUCAAUGAAUGGGCCGCCACCAAAGUUGACUAGUCCCGUAAUCUUACGGUUUACCAUCGAAGAUGUACUUACGGCUUACGUCUCUCUCGUGUUCACCCGCUGGGAAGAUCCACUCCUUGUAGAGAGUGUAACCGCCUUUGGCCCCAGAGAGAUGAAGUUGCCCCACAUGCAAUCCGAUUAUCUCGCGUUUCAAGUGCUAUCUCAGCAUAUCGCAAAAAUGGUUCAGUCUCAUCCGCAAGUCCCUCUCCAGACGCUCAUUUAUCUAUUGGUGUCUUAUCAGGGACUUUUUGUCGAUCGAUGUACUAGUUGCGAACGGGUGCUCUCGGCUGAGGGCCACGUUCCUCCAGCUGGGCGACUAUGGAUUCCUAGAGGUGCCGAGCAACCUAUUGAUCUCAAUACAAACAAAGCAGAUGAACCCGAUCCUGGUGUCAUCAUCAAUCCCCACGCUACUCCCGCGAAGAGUCAAAUUACGGACCAUCCCGAUGGACACUGGGAGUCACGUCAUGUUACAUGUAUGUACAACUGAUUCGAUAGGUGGUUCAAGUUGGAACUUGGGAGACUGGGCCAAUCGGUGACCAAUCUAUUUACUGCACUAUGUGGACUGAUUCUAGACAUACGUAAAUUCUGCGGUUAACGGGUUUAGGCUUGACCCUGAAUUCAUCCCGGACACAACGUGUUCUUUUGAUUGAAUGACGUUCUUGGAAUAGUGUACUGCUUGGCUCGGUCCGAGUUAUUAUGCUCGCGGCAUCUCCAUGACGAAUUAUUUCACAGGGUAUGUUCGCGGCCCAUCUCCAAGACAAAUGUUGUUGUUUUUUUUUUUCAAGUGAUGCUGUUCUCCGAUUUCAAUGUACUGCUUAGUAUAGAGCUG